This is a messenger RNA of Theobroma umbraticum, 1948 nucleotides long. Lineage: Eukaryota; Viridiplantae; Streptophyta; Magnoliopsida; Malvales; Malvaceae. The record is from RefSeq and is a predicted model, not a curated record.
GGCAGAGCACUGCUUUUGAGAUAAGUAAUUUUGUCUCUUUCCUCCCUCACGACCUUCAUCCUCUGUUCCUCAUUUGUCUUCAUUUUUUCCAGAAAUCAUCCAUUCUUCUACAGACUGUAAGCUGAGCUCGUUUCUUUUUCUGUUAUUUUCUUCAACGGCUAGAACAGUGAUGACCCAUUCCACGUUAGAUAAGAAUGCGAUUAAGAACAGAUUAUCUCAAAGAAUUGUUUAGUUGCUUGAACUACUGAUCGUUUUACUUCCUCUAUCCAGAAAAUUACUGGAUCGAUAAUGGAAUUCUCAUAAGAGUCUUGUUGGCUUUCAUUCAUGGCAGAUGUGAAGCUCUUAACAAGCCCCUUGAGCGAACUUACCAGAUAUCCAAGGAGAAUGCAAAGAGUUCGGGUGUCAGCUUCAUUCCUUUGGAGUAAUUGCAGCCUUGCGUAAUUGAAGACAUCAGACAAAACAAAAAAACAACAAGGGGAAAAAAGAAGAAAAAGACAGUUAACAAUUUGGAAGAAGAACAUACAGGAACAAAAAAGGUGGCAAAGCAUAAAUUCCUGUCGCAGAUGCUUUAAGUGCUGGAGUGGCAAUAUACCCACGUGCCAUAAUUUAGAUUCCAUCCAUUACACAAUUCUAAAAACACCAGAGAACUUUGUAACUGGUCUACUGACAACUAAGUCACUGCUGGGUGCUGAAGUUAGAGCUUCGGGAAUCUAGCUGGAGAUGAGUAGUGCAGCAGAGAAGGUGGUGUGCGUGACCGGAGCGUCUGGUUACAUUGCUUCAUGGCUCGUUAAGCUCUUACUCCAACGCGGCUAUACUGUCAAAGCCACUGUUCGCGACCUAAAUGAUCCGAAGAAGACAGAACACUUGCUUGCGCUUGAUGGAGCCAAGGAAAGGCUUCACUUGUUCAAAGCGGAGUUGACUGAUGAAGGAUGCUUUGACUAUGUAGUGGAAGGAUGCCAAGGUGUUUUCCAUACAGCAUCUCCUGUAUUUUUGUCAACUGCUGACCCACAGGCAGAAAUAAUUGGUCCAGCACUCAAGGGUACCCUUAAUGUUCUUAAAUCAUGUGCAAAAGUUCCUUCAAUCAAGAGAGUUGUCUUAACAUCUUCCAUGGCCUCAGCUCUAUACAAUGGGAAACCUUUGACUCCUGAUGUGAUGGUUGAUGAGACUUGGUUUUCAGAUCCACGCAUUUGUGAGGAAAGUAAGCUUUGGUAUAUGAUGUCGAAAACUUUAGCCGAGGAGGCUGCUUGGAGCUUUACAAGAGAUAAUGGGAUUGAUUUGGUUACAAUCAAUCCAGGAGUUGUGAUUGGUCCUCUUUUACAGCCAGCUCUUAAUUUCACAUCAGAGCUGAUACUAAACCUCACAAAAGGAGAACACACUUUCCCAAGUCCAACUUUUAGGUUAAUUGAUGUUCGAGAUGUUGCAUAUGCACAUAUUCAAGCGUUUGAGAUUCCUUCAGCUAGUGGCAGAUAUUGCUUAGUUGAAAGAAUUGUACACUAUUUGGAAAUUCUGAAGAUGUUGAGUGAACAUUAUCCUGCUUUGGGCCUUAAAGAAAAAUGUGGAGAUCUUAACAAGCCUCUUGAGCGAACUUACCAGAUAUCCAAGGAGAAAGCGAAGAGUUUGGGUGUGAGCUUCAUUCCUUGGGAGGUGAGUCUGAAGGAAACUGUUGAAAGCUUGAAGGAGAAGGUUUCUUAAGCAUCUGAAUUGUUGCUUCAUUUUAACGCUCCCUGUUGUAAGAACGUGUUAUUUCUAUUUACUUCUAAUCAUCUAUCAGUUGGAUAAUCUGGAAGUGUCUCUACUUUCAGGGACUGCUGUUUCGUGUUGGAAACUUCAGUUUCCAUUUACUUCCCAUUGUAGUCAGCAUAGGUUGAGAAUCUAUGGAAAAACCAAACUGAAAUUCAAGCAUCUGAAUUGUUGGAAAAGAGUUGGCAUAUGAAUCUCUCUCUCUUUC